AUGCUGGGGCCCUGCCUGGGCCUCUGGGUCUGCACCCUGGGCUGUGCGGUCCACGCCUAUCCCAACACGUCCCCGCUGCUGGGCUCCAGCUGGGGCGGCCUGACCCACCUGUACACGGCCACGGCCAGGAACAGCUACCACCUGCAGAUCCACAGGGACGGCCACGUGGAUGGCUCACCCCAGCAGACCAUCUACAGCGCCCUGAUGAUCAGAUCUGAGGAUGCGGGCUUCGUGGUGAUAACAGGGGUGAUGAGCAAGAGAUAUCUCUGCAUGGACCUCAGAGGCAACAUUUUUGGAUCUCAUCACUUCAGCCCCGAGAGCUGCAGGUUCCGGCAGCGGACGCUGGAGAACGGCUACGACGUGUACCACUCGCCGCAGCACCGCUUCCUCGUCAGCCUGGGCCGGGCCAAGCGGGCCUUCCUGCCGGGCACCAACCCGCCCCCGUACGCGCAGUUCCUGUCGCGCAGGAACGAGAUCCCGCUGCUGCACUUCGCCACCGCGCGGCCCCGGCGCCACACGCGCAGCGCGCACGACGGCGGGGACCCGCUGAGCGUGCUCAAGCCGCGCGCCCGCGCCACGCCCGCGCCCGCCUCCUGCUCCCAAGAGCGGCCCAGCGCCGAGGACAGCGGCCCUGCGGCCAGCGACCCGCUCGGGGUGCUCCGCGGCCUCCGGCUGGACGCGCGCGCCGGGCCGGGGGGCGCCGAGCGCUGCCGGCCCUUCCCCAGCUUCGCUUAG
Messenger RNA from Balaenoptera ricei (Rice's whale), 735 nucleotides. RefSeq names its product fibroblast growth factor 23 (gene FGF23). The record is from RefSeq and is a predicted model, not a curated record. The transcript is spliced from 3 exons. Gene Ontology annotation, molecular function: type 1 fibroblast growth factor receptor binding; growth factor activity. Gene Ontology annotation, biological process: positive regulation of gene expression; positive regulation of protein phosphorylation; regulation of cell migration. The coding region runs from base 1 to 735 and encodes 244 amino acids. NCBI's taxonomy places the organism in Eukaryota, Metazoa, Chordata, Mammalia, Artiodactyla, Balaenopteridae. Gene Ontology annotation, cellular component: cytoplasm.